GUGUUAGGGUUUUUGAUUUCUGUCUGUGCGGGAUGAUUUAGGGAUGUGUGACGGGAUGGGAGUGGGUUCAGGUUCUUUUCUGUGAUACAGGAACGUGGAAAGGAAAUGUCAUUGUUCAAGGAUGGAGGGAUGCUGAAUGUGCUGUUCCGGCAUUGGCCAGAGGUGAUGUAAUACCCUCUAAAUAAUGCAUGGCCUUAAGAAAGUGAAAGACCAUGAGCCAGAAAGCACAGGCAGAGGAAAUCGAUGUCUGUGUGAGAGAGAGGGAAACCUACAAGAAUCUGGGAAGAAGACAGGUUCUUACGGGGAAAGUCAUAGCAACAGAUCGUGGAGAACCUCAUCCAGGGACAACGCGAUGAUCUGACCACAUCAGUUCCCAGGAUGUUGAAGCCGUGGAUGGUCCAUUGCUCCUUGCACCAUAUUUCAGUCCCUUUCAUUGAGAUCUUGCUGCCUCCCGACUUGAAUGCAUGCAACACCUAGGAGAAACAACACCACAAUGGGAUUGAACCAUUCUUAGCUAAAACUUUUCUUUAAACAGACAGAGCGAUUGUUGGCACAUCAACACACCAUGUCUUAUUAACAGUGUCUGGAAGGGAUUCCAGGCUUCGAGGAAAGACCGUCUUGCCAGGCUGCUUUUUGAGCCUAGACGGCAGAUGGUUCAUCUUUGCGGUCUUGAGGCCUGUGGAUCCUCUACUUCUAAAGUUCACAAGUAUAAGCGUUCGCAGUCCUCCAGCUCUUCUCCGGUACAUAAACUGUGGAGGUCAUGGAGGGAUCAGAGGGUGAGGACAUCAGUCCAGCCUUAGAGGCGACCGAGGACUACCUGCACUGCUUGGGCAGCGGUCAAGAAUCUGGACAAAUUUGCCCUCCCAAGCUAAAAGAGGUUUCGACUCUGGACAAAUUGACUUCCAGUGGGGUAUGGGGCUUGCUGGGUGGGGAACAGCCCGAGAUAUCAUCUCACAACCUGGCCUGGGCCGAACAAACUUCUUUUAGCGUGCUGGGCCUAAAUAAUGGAAAGAGGAACCGAGCCCGCUCCACUAAUGAUUUGGCCGCCCAUGCCAAAGAAACCAACUCGAGCUGUUCAUCCAGCGGGGGGUUCAAACGAGGCCACAACAGGUCACGGUCAGAUGUCAACUAUCGGACGUACACGGAUAACGGCGUUCCAGCCAUCGACAAGAACACGCUUAAGAACAUGGCAUUAAACGAUCAGAUGCAAGGUAAUAAAGAGAGCACCACUAGUCUAAUAAAACAGGGGAUCUUGGAGCACAGGGAGGGUCCUUGGGGCCGCUGGAAUACCUGCCAUGUGGAGCUCACGCCCUGCGAGCUGCGGGUCUACAGCCUGGACAGCAGUGGGAACAGGCAGCUGUGUACAGCCCUGUCACUGUCCCACUGCCAGAGUGUGGGUGCGCCUCAGCCUCAGCCUCAGGAUGGGCGCGUGCUCCAGGCCCUUUUCUUCAACAGCACUCGAUUGCAGCUUCGCGCUCCCUGCCAGUGGGAGGCCCUGGAAUGGCGCCGGCUCCUUUGGGAACGUGUCCUGGUCGCUCGUCCAGCUCAUCAUCACGGCGAAUCGUCAUCUACCGCUUCUCCAGAUCCCCAUGAACUCGAUCCCAGCGUGGUCUCCUUGCCAACCUCUCGUCCGCUAGUCCGUCCCAAGGCCCUGCCCUUGUUUACCAAGCACUGCGCGGAUGUUCUCAAAGUUGGCCUCCUCUACCAACCCAGCGACCUCAACAACUGGAGCGCCUUCACCUUCGUGCUUAGUCGCACCCAUCUGCAGGCCUUCCAAACCGAGGGCCGAGGGCCAGUGUGUGAGCCCGUACUGCGGUGCGCACUGGCUUCCUGCUUGGCCGUGCAGCGGGAUGACGCCGACGUAGGAGGCUGUGCCCGGUUCCAAGCCGUCUUUCCAGAUGAGGUGCUGCGUCUCCGGGCUGAGAACGAGCCCCAGGCCCAGGACUGGGUGGAGGCCCUGCGCACAGCUGUGGCCGCCCAGAGACCUCAAGGGGAGAACAGCCGUAUAGCGCCAUCAGGAGUUCUGAUGAGGAGCCGGCCAGCCCGGGAACGUCGGCAAAGGGAGGCCCAGAGAGCCAAGCGCCAGUCUGUUACAACAAGCUUCCUGAGCAUUCUCACGUGUUUGGCUGUGGAGAAGGGUCUGACUGCUCAAAGCUUCAGAUGUGCAGGAUGUCAAAGGCCAGUGGGUUUGUCACGAGGCAAGGCAAAGGUUUGCUGCUACAGCGGAUGGUACUAUUGCCAGAGCUGCCACCAGGACAACCUCUUCCUUAUUCCCGCUCGACUGCUGCAUAACUGGGACACGAGCAGACAUAAGGUGUCCAAGCAAGCUAAGGAGUUUCUGGAGUUUGUAUACGAGGAGCCCUUGCUGGAUGUGCACCAGUUGAACCCAGGCCUGUAUGAACACUCGGAGCCCCUAGCCGCCGUGCUCAAGCUGCGGCAGCAACUUAAGUCUCUCAGGGCUUACUUAUUCAGCUGCCGGGCCACAGUAGCCGAGGAUCUACGUCGCAGGAUUUUUCCAAGGGAAUAUCUGUUACAGCACAUUCAUCUGUACUCACUGGCCGACCUCCAGCAGGUAAUAGAUGGGAAGUUGGCUCCUUUCCUCUCUAAAGUGAUCAAGUUUGCCAGUUCCCACGUGUACAGCUGCAGUCUGUGUCGGGAGAAGGGCUUCAUCUGUGAGCUCUGCCACAACGGCCAGAUCCUCUACCCUUUCCAGGAGAAUGCCACCAAGAGGUGCGAGGGAUGCGGCGCAGUGUUCCACACCGAGUGUCGAAUGCGUGCCCAGCCUUGUCCACGCUGCGUUCGUCGAGAGCUGCACAAGAAACCCUCUUCGUUCUGGAAGAAGCACAACCACAGCGAGAGCCCCGACGACGACUGCUGCUUCGAUCUGGACACCUGAGCCAAAGCUUUGAGAGCGAGGGAGGCUGCCUCCCAGCUGGGCUGCUCGAGCAGGCCUGCUUUACUAACCAACAGCCAACUGCUGCUGAGUCUCUGCAUGUGUACAUCCACUCUGUGGGCCAUGUAGAAGAGCUCUGUGUUUGUCGACAAGGAACAGAAGGGUCUUAUUGUUUUUUUGUUUUUUUUUGUUUGUUUAGUUGUUUGUUUUUUUUCUCUGUCUCUCUCUCUCUCUCUCCUCCUCUCCUCCUUCUCUCCUCCUCUCACCUGAGAGAGCGGGGGGACACAGACAAUACUUCAGUCCCUGAAGAGGAGAGCUUUCAUAAUGAUACCAAUUUGCCCUCUCCUUUCAUCUACCAAAUGACAGCCGGGCCAACCGGCAAAUGCGGAACCGAGUGGAGUACUCUCUCAUACUAGCGUGUAAACACACUCUAGCAGUCUGACGCAAAAUAAUGCAGUCUCUGGAAAUCCAGGGCCAAAUCAUUUUCUCCGUACAACGGAGCAUCUAAUCCAUUAAUGGCCACGCUACAAUCGGAUGUCGGAAAUCACAUCUAGGAGAAAAGUCUUCGAAGUUAUUAUUCAACCUAUAGACUCAGCAUGAACAUCCACAUUACACUUGACUGUCUUCCUCUCUGCGUUCCUGCACAACUUCUGUGAUCAGUCUAUUCAGUAAAGAAAAGGGGUAUUUACUUGUUUUCUUACACUGGUUUGGUUAUAUACAUUGGAGAAAGCUUGGUGCCAUAACUACUACUGGAGAGAGAACUAAGCCUUAGGGGAAGCCCCUGUGUGUGUUUGUGUGUGUGGGGGUUUUUUUGUUCGUUUUUUGUUUUUAGAGAGGAUCAUAAUGUCAUGCACCCAAAACAUGCACAAUGGUUUGGACUCCUGUGACGUUCUUGGCUCAUUCUAGUCAAAGCCAGCCUUCAGAGAGGUUGGCUUCUCAUCCUGUACAGCUGGAACUGAAGUUUAUCGCCACUGCCUAUAUGCAGCUGAGCUACGGUCCCUUUGCCAGCCGCUGGCUUUUUGAUUACAAACUUUCCUCGGCCACAAGGUCCCAAAUUAUAGUCCAUAGAGCUGAGGCUUUGUUUAGCCUUGGUAGACCCAGUUCAACAGGGAUCGCAGGGAAAACCCGCCUGCUGACGGGCUCGUUACUCACUUCGUCAGCCCCCUGCCGCAGGAUUGGAUCCGUAUCAGUCGCUUGUCUCACUGGGUGUGCGUUCACACUCCAUUUUCCGGCUACUUGAACUAAGCACUGGCAAUAAUAUCGCUCAUUUUGCUUCUUCAUUUUUUUUGCUGCCUUAUUUGACCUACUGGUUCUCAUCUCGUUUUCCAAAGGGACAAUGCUUAGACAAUGCACAAUGACGACAUGCUUUGUUUGCCUGAAAUUCUUGUUGUUUUUUAUCCCCCCUAUGCAAAUUAAAUAGCCUAAGUCACCACUUUCAUGUGCUUAAGAAAUCCCCAAACUUUUUAUUCUCAUAAUUUUUUUUUUCUUUUUUGCAAACAUAGAGGCAAAGUCAGGAUCAGCAUUUAGCUGCUUCUCUCCAGACACCGUACCAGCAAUUUGUUUUUGUUUUUUUCCCGCAGAUUCUGUAAUGGAUAAAACUAUUUAUUGUUCUGAUUUGUGUGCAGCCAUGAUGCAUAGAUGAAGUCUACAGGAAUUACGAAGUUUUUUUCUUGUUAUAAUGUUGAAUUAUGUUUCGUAUUUUUGUUUUAUUUAUUGUAUUGGAAAACCUGUUUACAUCAUGUGUUUCACUGAGAGCAGCUCCUUCUUUUUCUUUGACAUUUGCACCUAGACUAAGUUCUGUUGACUUUUAAUACAGUCAAAGGAAUACGGACGGAUGCAUGUGGUUACUGGAAAACCUGAAGAUUUAUUGUGCCACUUGUUAGUAAUUGCUCUAAAUUUGACUGUAUUAAUUAAACCUCUUUCUCGUACACACUUUGCCUGCCUUAAACUAAAAGCCUAAGCAUCCAUCUGCCUGUUGAUAAUCAUCUGUUCUUGUACAUUAGUAAGACAGUAAUGCAGUUUGUUUGGAGACUAAUGGGUUUUCAUCAUCUAAUCGGUAGUUCGGAAAGAAAACUGUACAAACUAUUGAUUGUACAGUGCUUUUGCUUGGUAGAUCCAUGUCUUUUGCUGAAAUUGGGGAGUUUCUCAGCAAGUUUGCACAAAUCACUGGCAGUAUGAUUAUCUGCCACAUCACAAAGCCUGUUCUGGCACUUUUAUGGUAUCCCAUUUAAUGUGUUAAGAUUGACAGAUUGUUUGUUGUGAAUAUAUCGAUUUAGCAGAGUUGCACUAGUUAGUCGAAGAAAAGUUUAGCCAGAUGUGUAGCAAAUUAGAGGGAAAAACAAAAUGAAAUGUCUUGGUAAGCAAAUUCUCUAGAACUGUACUGGAGUGUUUAGAACCAAGUUUUUCCAUCAGUUUGUGAUGAUGAUGAUGAUGAUGUCACUUCUAACACGUCACUCCAAAAUCUCUCAUAGGUGUCCAGUUGAGUUAAGGUCUAAUGAGCAUGAUUUACAUUCUUCAUCUGAACAAAACAUUCAGUGAGUCCUCGUGACCUGUAAAGUAGGCGGGGUCAGUAUGGAAGAGACCACUCCCAUCAGGUUGGAAAUAGUCAUGAUAGGAUAAAGAUGAUCAGCCAGACUGUUUGUUGUUGUUUUUCCCUUUUAAUUUGUUGCUCAUCUAAAAUGUGAGCUUCUAAAAACCAUUAGAAGUAUUUUUUUUCCAUUUCUAACCAUAAACGCUUGACCUUAGCCUAACUUGAAGAUGUUUCACAAUUACUUUCCUAGACUGACCUGAGAUGUCAGGGUUUACCUGUAGACAUAGACCUCUAGUAUUAUUUGUUAGUCUGGUACUUAACUUGUUGUAAAUGUAGCACUGUUGUAAAGAUUUCUUCAGGGAUUUUAAACACACUGAAAACAGUGAUGAGAGAGAGAGAGAAGGUAAAAAAAAAUGAGAUUAGUGAUGUACGUAACUUUUAUUCCUUUCGGUACAACAAAACCUUUUUGUACACCAUUAUUACAGGUGAAACAGGAUCUCCUACUGGUUUUAUCCACCCUGCUGUGCUUUGUUGUAUAUAAUUCAGUGAUCCAUAUCAGCAGUUGAUUUAAGCAGUAUUUAUUGUAUUUAUGUUCUAUUUAUGUUUGCUGUGUCUGGGCCUGAUUCUGCGUUUUCUUCCUGCUCUGUCAUCCAAAAAAAAAAAAAACUUUACACCACAGACGACCUCUUAUGCAAAUGUGUAAAAAAAAAAAAAAAAAUCUAAAUCUUUCUGUUUUGGCUCCUUUUGUUUUCUUUUUCUCACUGAUACCAUUAAAGUAAG
This is a messenger RNA of Clarias gariepinus (North African catfish), 6203 nucleotides long. RefSeq names its product pleckstrin homology domain containing, family M, member 3 (gene plekhm3). The transcript has 9 exons. The record is from RefSeq and is a predicted model, not a curated record. Bases 761 to 2896 code for a protein of 711 amino acids. Lineage: Eukaryota; Metazoa; Chordata; Actinopteri; Siluriformes; Clariidae.